This is a messenger RNA of Arctia plantaginis, 222 nucleotides long. The record is from the annotation of a GenBank genome assembly. Lineage: Eukaryota; Metazoa; Arthropoda; Insecta; Lepidoptera; Erebidae.
AUGUCGUUGGUUCAUACAAUUUUGGUUUUAUUUGCAGUGAUUUUAAUUGUGCAGAUUGCCCGAUCACACUUCAUUGGAGGCUUCGGAUACCCAAGCUUCUACCCUGGCUUUUACCAUUAUCCACGAUUCGGUUUCGGAGGUGGUUUCGGAGCUUACGGAGGAUACUACGGCAGAGGGUUCCAUGGCCCUCGGCGUUUGCCACCGCCUAUAAUGUGGGGAUAA